AUGGACAGGGUGGGGGAGACUUCCGGGCAAAGGUCUGGCCAGGCGCCGGCGCCGGCAAAGUAUAAGGGGGUGCGGCUGCGGAAGUGGGGCAAGUGGGUGGCGGAGGUGCGGUACCCCAAAAGCCGGAAGCGCCUUUGGCUGGGGUCGUUCCCGUCGCCGGUGAUGGCCGCCAGGGCCUACGACGCCGCCAUGCUCUGCCUCCGCGGCCGCGCGGAGCAGCACUACUUCAACUUCCCGGACCAGCUGCCGGACAUAGCGGCGCCCGAGGGGAUGAGCCAGCCCGAGAUAAAGGAAAAGGCAGUGAGGUACGCGCGAGAAUGGGGGAGGUUAUCGCAGGCGCCUGCGCCUGAGAGGGGCGGCGGCGGCGGCGGCGAGGAGGCUGCGAAGAAGGACGGAGGCGGAGAGGGCAACUCAGGGAUUCAUGAGGUGUUGCCGCCGGAUUUUAUCUACGGCGAUCCAUUGGCAUUGUACGACGCCCACUGGAGCGUAGCCGAACAGGAUUACUGGAGAGACGACGGCGGCGAUAACGAUGGAGAUAUUUUGGAUUCGAUCCCACUGUGGAACUUUGACUGA
Messenger RNA from Zingiber officinale, 573 nucleotides. Its product is annotated as ethylene-responsive transcription factor ERF017-like. The transcript has a single exon. Gene Ontology annotation, molecular function: DNA-binding transcription factor activity; DNA binding. NCBI's taxonomy places the organism in Eukaryota, Viridiplantae, Streptophyta, Magnoliopsida, Zingiberales, Zingiberaceae. Gene Ontology annotation, biological process: regulation of DNA-templated transcription. The record is from RefSeq and is a predicted model, not a curated record. Bases 1 to 573 code for a protein of 190 amino acids.